Messenger RNA from Wallemia mellicola CBS 633.66, 1207 nucleotides. Its product is annotated as P-loop containing nucleoside triphosphate hydrolase protein. Gene Ontology annotation, molecular function: GTPase activity; GTP binding. Gene Ontology annotation, biological process: protein localization to organelle; intracellular protein transport; Golgi to plasma membrane protein transport. The record is from RefSeq and is a predicted model, not a curated record. The transcript has 2 exons. Bases 1 to 636 code for a protein of 211 amino acids. Lineage: Eukaryota; Fungi; Basidiomycota; Wallemiomycetes; Wallemiales; Wallemiaceae. Gene Ontology annotation, cellular component: Golgi apparatus.
AUGUACCACCUUCUUAGAGGAUUAUACGAAGAGCUAACGAGGCGGACGGAGUAUUCGAUAUUAGUAGUAGGAUUAAAUGAUAGCGGAAAGACCACAUUUGUAGAACACGCAAAGGAGAUUUAUACGGGGAAACCACGAUUUAAUUCCGGACCAACGAUAGGACAGAAUGUGGUAAAAAUACCAGUUAGUAACACUAUACUCCAGUUCUGGGAUCUCGGCGGCUCGUCUUCCUUUACAAGUUUAUGGGACAAAUACUACACAGACGCGCAGGCAGUACUCUACUUUAUAGACGGCACAGAUAGACAGCGAAUGAGAGAAAGCUGGGAGACGUUCGAAAAGCUGAAGUCACAUCCAGAAUUACACGGUAUACCGAUCAUAGUCUGUGCUACAAAACAAGACAAAGAAGGUGCGAUGAAUGGAUAUGAUGUACAAAAGUUAUUCGUGGAAUACAGUAACAACACACCAACAACUCAAUACCAGAGUCUAAGUGAGCGUUUAGAAGCUGCUGAACAAAUCGAUAGUCAAGAGGAUGAUAAGAGAAAUCUAGUUCUAAAUCUAAUCUGCACAGAUCAGAGUUCAGUGAAGGGUCUUAUUGAUGCUUUAUUCAUACGCGUACAGACCUCUCCGAGGUCCUGAUCGCUAUCACUUCAAGACGGUCUCUGAUUUACGUAUCGAUAGGAAUUGCUGUUGGGAGGAUGGUUGCAACGUUUUAAUAACGUCAUAGACUUGUAUGCUAUUAUAUCUUAAACGCGUCCGUGGAUCUGUGUAGUUUGCUCGUAAGCCUGUGACAUCACAGUAUUUUGCUGGUGGAAGCAAUGAAGGUGGACAUUCUAUGGUGAAGAAGUUUGUUAAACUGUCUGGAAGAUUCUCCAAUUCUUUUAUUUCUUCUUCACUGGCUUCUAGUUCUCCGGCUUUUAUAUCUGCCAACUUCUGUUUAUCAAGUUUAAUACUAUCUAACUGCUGCUUCUCGCGUUCCCUUUCUAUAGCCAUAACCUGCUUGUAUAUCUUGUUACGCUUUGUAUUAGACCAUUUUGGGUUCUUAAAUGGACGCGCUGUAUCAUAGUAGUUGUAGUAGUCGACGACUUUAUCUGGUGGUUGAGGCGUAGAGGAGUCGGAUACCGACGAUUGACGUGCCUUCUUCUUUGGUGGCCUGUCAAUAUCGUUAGUUGAGGUAAGAGCUGCAUUGUUACCCUUACAUAUCUCUUGC